Molecule: messenger RNA, 1304 nt
Organism: Porites evermanni
Lineage: Eukaryota; Metazoa; Cnidaria; Anthozoa; Scleractinia; Poritidae
Source: the annotation of a GenBank genome assembly
AUGGAAGAAGGCUACAUAUUUGCAAGGUUCAUGCAAGCAAGACACUUCAUCAACAAUGGUGUUGAGGUGACCCUCGGCAUAAACAGCAGUGAACCUGAAGUUGUAAAUUGCUGAAAGCCAAAACAGGAGUCUAAUUGCAUGCUUUAAAGAGGAUGGGCAGCAUUCCCCUUAUCGAUAAUAUACAAAGCUGACGAAACUUGUCAUCAAACUUGAGCACAGAGAGGCCCAAAUAAACCUACUACUCAACUCUGUGUUGGCUAAACAGUCCCCGAAAUCAAUUAUAGGUAACACACGCUAACCUUUCGUUAGCUACGCCGGUUUGAGAAACAUCAACGACUCCUGUGUUGCUGGUGGAGUCUUGAGAGGAACUUUUGGAGACUACCUGACUACCAGCACUUGUUCAAGAAAAGAGUGCUGUAGUACUCUUUAUCAGCGAGCAACGUAUCCAGCGGUAGUUUUGGGAGUGGUUUGCAUGUUCUCAGGCGCCAAAAUGGCCGAAUCAGAAGGAUGAGGCACAUAACUACGGCGGGCUAUUCAGCCAAGCUAUACAGAAUUCGGAUUCCUGUAUCUACCGAUUCAUGUCCUCCAAGCCCUUUUUCUUUUCCGGAGACUCUUCGGUGACCUGGAGCUAGGGCCUGUAAUUUUGCUAUCAAGGCAGCUUCGUCUUCGUCUGUCAUAAAUUAUGUAAUUAUGACGUCACAAUGUGCGCAAUGUUCUUCUAAGAUUCACACAAUAAAGAAAACAGGUAUCUUGACCAUCGUGAUACUAUGUCAUUACAAUAAUUGUAACAUCGCCGUUGUUGCUCUGAGCCGGAGAAGCGACCAUCUCCGCCAACUUGUCCGAGCCCUUAACCUUAAUUUCUGCUUUUUUGUUCUCAUCUUCAGGCUGUGGCGGAUGAGAACCUGCCUCUGGCUGCGGUAAAGCUCGUUUUCCAUAUGAUCACCUCAGUCUUCUCAAAUAAUGUUCAGGCGAUUGGGAUGACUAUAUGGCAACAAUACCCUGACGACUGGGACGACCUCUACCGUUUGGAUAGAAUUGAGUUCUAUCCGGACGAUGGCAAUGAUCGCGUAAAAUUUGAAGCGAUCGUAAGGACACAUUGUCAGACGACUGAGACGAUUAGAACAAUCGAAGGCUAUCCCAGAAAUCUCCCACUAAAAUCCGCCAUUGUGUUUGGCUUGUUUGCAAAGCAUGGGCAAGAGUUUCUUUUUCGCGGCGAACCCAGAAACAUCGCUGAAGACCACGCGCCUCCAGUGUUUGAGGCGAUUGAGAUGAUUAUCAUGGAAACCAAGCUUGUUAAUUACUAA